Molecule: messenger RNA, 1194 nt
Organism: Spodoptera frugiperda (fall armyworm)
Lineage: Eukaryota; Metazoa; Arthropoda; Insecta; Lepidoptera; Noctuidae
Exons: 10
Coding region: 107-1174 (355 amino acids)
Biological process (GO): gamete generation; meiotic DNA repair synthesis; regulation of meiotic cell cycle
Source: RefSeq, a predicted model, not a curated record
GAAGAAAAUUGGCGCCAAGCAAAUAUUCAAACUUUUAAAAGUUAAAAAAUAUUAUUUGUUUUGUAAUUAUUAGUUGAGUUAGUAAAAUACUAGCUGCAGGAAAAUAAUGGAUCGUUAUGUUAUUAGGGAGCCAAGGGUUGGUGCAGAUUAUCCGCAGGGAAAUCAAAUGAUGCAUUUUCCUGUGAAUGUAGGAAGAAACAACAUGCUACCUCAAGAAAAUGUUUACUAUCCUCCAAGCGGACCGUAUGCGCUUCAAUUUACUAACAUGCAAAAUGCGCCAAAUGCAAGUUAUCCGAGUGACGUUAAUGCAAUGAACUCGCCAGCUUUUGGACAAAUUAACAUGGGCCCUGGUCAAACUCAAAUGGUGACAGGAAUUGAUCCUCGUUACUUAGCAAACUAUUCAGACAACCGCGCUCAAUACAUAGUUACAGGUCAACAGAUGCAAGUUGAACCAACCACAACACCUCUCGAUACCGGAUUAGGAGCUAAUUACUUAAACUCUAACUUUGGAGGAGCUGAUAGGAACAAAGUUAAAACUUUCGUUCCUCAGGUCUUAACACAUAUUAAUAGAGCAGGACCACAUUCGGAACCACCGAAAAGUAAAACAUCGUUUGGAGGAACUACUAAAAAUACUUUUCAAAAUCAACAUAAUUCCCAGACACGUGAGGAACAAAAUACUAUUACUGCAACAACCAAAAAAUCUACAGACGGAAAUGAAGUCAUCAAAAAAGAACCACAGAAUACGUCAGUUUCGAAAAUGGACAGACUGAAGGCGCUUCAGAAAAGCGGUCCGAGAGCGUUUUCCGGUCCAGUGGAGAAGGUGCUUAAAUGGCACAAGGCCCUACAAGACAUCGGCGUUUUUGUAUUUUAUGAAAUUAUUGCCAAAUGUGUGAGUGUAAGACCCGGAGAGUCUUGCGCUAAAAACCUUGUAAUAAGGGACGAUAACGGACCAGCAAUGCAAGUCGUUUAUUACGAGAUUGAUUUCAUGUUACCAGAAUUAAAAGUUCCUUCUACUGUAAGGGUAAUAGGCAGAAUGAUAGCUGGUACAUGUAGACUUCAGGCGUUCAGCGUGCGUCCUGCUACGGGUGACGAUGUAGCGACUUUACAACGUAGAGCAGCAGUAGCCGCCCAUCAUGUUGCACGUCUCUGCAAAGAAAAUGGAGUAUCUCAAUAAUUCAUUCAAGUUUUAUAUUA